AGGAGGAGCAUCUUCAAAGUUCUACCACACAUUGCUUUGUGAGUAUGAAGAGAUCAGAACUGCACACCCAAUUGAAAAGAUUGAAGAAGAGAUACAGAAUGAUGCUGGAAUAAAGCACAAGAUUGGAGAAGAUUCUUUAGACACAAAGACAACACAAGAGGUACUGCAUCAGGAGGAUGAAGCUCUUGUAGAAGAGAACAUUGACAAUGCUUCUGCUCUAAAUAUCCUGUCAGAGAAGCCCGAGGAGCAAAUUCAAAAUCCUGCUGUAAUAUUACUGUUCGAGGAGCAUAAGCACAAAACAAUCAAUGAAGUUGACAAAACUGAAGAAAUGAAAAAUGGAGACUCCCAUGGAAAAGAGGUUGUAGAAGAGAAAAUCACAGAAAAGAAUGAGACAAGGGAGCCUGAAGAAAUGUUGGAAGGGGAAACAAAUACUUGUCAGGUUAUACCUGAGGAAUCGAAGGAGCACAGAACUGUUACAGAAGAAAAGAAAAUAAAAAAAGCAGAAUCAUUUGAAGAUGAGAAAAGCACACAAUCAGACUGCACAAGAGAGCUUCAAGGUGCCUUGGAAGAUGGAGCAGCGGCGGUUCAUAUUCUCCCAGGUGAGAGCUCAGCAGUUAAUCUACAUACUGCCUCUACAUUGCCUUCUGAGGUCAAGGGAAAUGAAACAGAGGAAACAAAACUGAAAGAAGAUGAGAGUCUGGAGAAGAUUCAAGAACAAACAAGAGAGAUCGAAGAAGUCUCAGAUUUCAACAAGGAUACAUGUGGAAGGGCUUCUGACAAUGAAUUACUCACUGAAACAGAGGAUGCUGCAAACGAAAAGAAAAUUCUCAUAAUCGCAGUGAUCGAAGUUUUGAAAGAAGAGGUCAUGGAGGACAAGAAAGUUAUUGAAACAUCUUAUUCAACUUCCUAUUUGGAAGAGAUGAUCGAAGAUGGCUCCGGGGAAGAUGAGCUAAAGGAUAAGCUGAUUCAAGAAAACAAGCUCAUUGUGGAAGCUCAGAAGACCAGUGAAAAUGAGAUAAUUGAAAACCAAAUCAAACAUGGUCAUGCUUCUAUUUCCAGGAUUGAAACUAUAGCAGUAACAGAAAAGAAUGUUGAGCUGGCACCACCAGGUUUCGAAGAAAGGCCCGAAUAUGACUUGGAAUCUGUGGCGAACACACAUGUCAUUGAGGAAGAAAGUAGCACAAAUGAACUUCAUCAGUAUCAGAAGGAGAUGAAAGAACUAAUGAGGCUGAAGACUACAGUGCAGUCUCAAUUGAACGUAUUGUGGCAGCUGAGUCUGGAGAACAGAUACAAGCAGGAAACUCGGAGGAUGAAAAAAAAUUCAACCACAACAAAGAAGGAUCACACAUUAUGAAAGAAUUAGAUGAAAGGAGACGGAUGAAGAGUCCAGAGACCCUGUAAAUGUGCACGGUG
Messenger RNA from Hibiscus syriacus, 1413 nucleotides. RefSeq lists its product as uncharacterized. The record is from RefSeq and is a predicted model, not a curated record. NCBI's taxonomy places the organism in Eukaryota, Viridiplantae, Streptophyta, Magnoliopsida, Malvales, Malvaceae. The transcript has 6 exons. The coding region runs from base 329 to 1354 and encodes 341 amino acids.